AUGAUAUCUCUACUCUCACUCGUUUCGCUCGCCCUCCUCACCGAGCAUCUGGCAACAGCGCUCUCCAUCCCACGACACAAUGCCAACUACACGCCCUCAUCCAACGAGCUGGAUCGACGGCAAGGAGCCUCGGACCCAGCAUCCUUCACCUGGGUCCGCCGCUUUGCUGCUAUCGGCGAUAGCUACACAGCCGGCAUCGGCUCAGGCGAGCAACUGGGCAGUCUAUUCCACAACUUCAACGACUGGGCCUGUUCCCGCUACGACCUCUCCUACCCGAUGAUGAUGCGCCAGUACGUCGGGGCAUCCAUCGAGAACUUCCAGUACCCGGCCUGCACGGGCGACCAAACCUGGCAAAUCUACAACCAAAUCAACGCCCUGCAAGGCAACCUCGACCUGGUCACCCUCACAGCCGGCGGCAACGACCUGUGUCUGGUGGACAUCAUCAAAGACUGCAUAGUGCUCGCCUUCUACGACGAAGCGACCUGCAACACCAUCCUCGCCAAAGCCGAAGAAAACCUCGCCAACAUCAUGCGCACUAACAUCAAAGAGAUGCUCCUGGCCCUCAACACCAAGAUGGCCAGCGACGGCAUCGUCGUCUACAACAGCUACGCACAAUUCUUCAACACCGACAACGAGAAGUGCGCCACCGACCAGGACUGGGGGCUCUUCGCCUGGGUCGGCUACACCUGGCUAGGCAUCCGAUCGACCCCCUUGCCGCUGACCACUGCGCGUCGCCAGCGCUUCAAUACGCUCACGGCGGGACUCAACAACCUGAUCCGCGACGUGGUGCAUGACGUGGCGGAUGAAGUCAACUACAAGGUUGGAUUCUCCAACUGGGAUCUAUGGCCGAGUGAGGGAGUCGACGGGCAAAUGUGCUCGCCUUCGUCGUCGGGGGCGUACCCGGAUAAGUACCAGCCGGAUUUGCUGUUCUUCAAGCCGGAUACCCGUAAAACCUUUUUCCGUUCCCCGAUCGGGUUCAAGAAGCGCGACGAGACAGAGAUAGACACCUACCUCGAAGUGUCCAACGGCACAGCCACCGCCAAAACCACCACCACCACCACCCCAAACACCCACCCCAACCUCAUCUCAGAGGAAGAAGAAGACCCCCUCAACGACCCCAACAUCGACCCCGUCCUCAAAUCCCGCCUCCUCGCUCUCCGCGCCUCCCUUCCAAAACCCACGUCCCAGGAUGACCUCGACCCCAACGGCAUCCCCCGACACAUCUACCGCACCUCCCUCUGGCACAGUCCCAACCCGCGCGCCGCCGCCCUCCACGCCCUCAACCCCCGCGCUGCCCCCGCUGUUCCUGGCUGCCCUUCCGACUCCGGAAACUCCUGGCUCCCGAGCUUGGGUUCCCUGCUCCCUGAUUUCUUCGGCCGGAUCUUCCACCCUAAUCCGCUGGGUCAUAACGCGCUGGCGUCGUUUGCGAUUGCCAAGACGAUGGAUUUACGCGCUGAGGUGUUGAAUGCCGUGCCGGAGGUGUGCGAGGUAACUGAGGAGUUUAGUUGUUGGCGGUCUGGCGGGCGGAGCGCGUUCGUUACGGCGGACAGGGCGGAUGCAAACAUGAAGGAUUUUUGCGCUACUGUUGAAGGGCCGGGAGGGGGUUACACGAAUUGGAUUCGGUCGAAGGUGUACCAUGAGGGCACGCCGGAUGAGAUGGAGUUUAUCCUGCAGGGUGGAGACGUGGAUACGGUAAAUCGGGAGGAGUGUUUGGAUGCGUUUACGAAGGUGGUGCAUGGGUGUGAUGCCGGGGAUAGUGAUAAUCCGAUGAAUUGGAAGUUUGGGGGCAGGUGGAAGAAGGGGGAGUAUUCGUAUGAUUUGAGUCCGAGAAGGAAUCGGAAUCUGUUGGCCGCGCCGAUUGGGCAGUGUAAGGGGAAGUAUAAGUUUUUGUUUAGUGAUUUUGAGAUGUACGGAGCCGGUUUCAGCAGCUGGGAUUAUGGCCAGGAUACCGUUCUCCCCAAGUCCAAAGGGUGUCUCGGAUUGGGCGUUACAAAAUGGAACUGGGAGUAUUUUGACCAGCCAGAUGCGAACGGUAUGGAAUGGAAGGUCACGUUCAGGACGCCCGUCUUUGUCAGUAACCGGUGUUACCGCAACAACAAGGUGGUUGAGUCGGUAGGAGGAAACACCAACGGCUGUGGUGGAGAUUCAGGGGCUUAG
Messenger RNA from Dichotomopilus funicola, 2157 nucleotides. RefSeq names its product SGNH hydrolase-type esterase domain-containing protein. Gene Ontology annotation, biological process: lipid metabolic process. Bases 1 to 2157 code for a protein of 718 amino acids. Gene Ontology annotation, molecular function: hydrolase activity, acting on ester bonds. The transcript is spliced from 2 exons. NCBI's taxonomy places the organism in Eukaryota, Fungi, Ascomycota, Sordariomycetes, Sordariales, Chaetomiaceae. The record is from RefSeq and is a predicted model, not a curated record.